Messenger RNA from Synchiropus splendidus (mandarinfish), 1960 nucleotides. It is a transcript of the gene yjefn3, whose product is annotated as YjeF N-terminal domain containing 3. Bases 216 to 959 code for a protein of 247 amino acids. Gene Ontology annotation, molecular function: NAD(P)HX epimerase activity. NCBI's taxonomy places the organism in Eukaryota, Metazoa, Chordata, Actinopteri, Syngnathiformes, Callionymidae. The record is from RefSeq and is a predicted model, not a curated record. The transcript has 6 exons. Gene Ontology annotation, cellular component: mitochondrion.
GGAGGCAGAGAAGCAGCAGAGAUUCAGAGGGUGCAGGCGCCAGUCAUUCCCUUUGCUGAGUGAUCCAAUCGCAAGACAGAGGAGUGAGCACAUUGUAAUUCUCUGUCUCUCCUCAGGCACUGAGGUGCGUUACUGAAUCAGAGAAAACAGUCUUCUGUGUGGAGAGACACUGCUCCCAUCUCCUCUUGGUAGCUGAGUCCUGACUGGUGAAACUCAUGGAGAAGACAAAUCACAGUUCAGCAGAGCCAGAGAGCAUCGAACCUCUGCGAUACCUCAGUAAAGCGGAGGCGGCGGCGAUAGAGACGGAGCUGGUACGGGACUACAGAUUUGGACAGCAGCAGCUCAUAGAGAUUUGGGGAAACGCCUGUGCACAUGCCAUCACCAAGGCCUAUCCUCUCACAUCUCUGGGGAAGAAGCAGCCGACGGUUCUGGUGAUCUGUGGACCCGACCAAAACGGCUCCAUUGGGCUUGUGUGUGCGCGACACCUGCGCAUGUUUGAAUAUGAACCCACCAUCUACCACCCAAAACGCUCGUCUCAAACUCUGCACCAAGACUUCACAGUCCAGUGUGAGAAAAUGGACAUCCCCUUCCUCUCCUACCUGCCAACAGAGGUGCAGCUCAUAAACGAUGCUUACAACUUGGUGAUUGAUGCCAUGCUGGGACCCGAUGAAGACCGCAUCAACAUCAAGGAGCCGUACUCUGGGAUUCUGGUCACCCUCAAGCAGGUCAAGAUCCCCAUCGCCAGUGUAGACGUGCCCUCAGGUUGGGAUGUAGAAGACGCCACUGAAGACGGGAUAAACCCAGAGGUUCUCAUCUCCCUGACUGCACCAAAAAAAUGUGCCAUGAAUUUCACAGGCAAGCAUUUCUUGGCCGGACGCUUCCUGCCCUACGAUAUCCAGAAGAAAUUUGAGCUGAACCUCCCAGAGUACCCUGGCACAGACUGUCUGGUGGAGUUGUAACACAUGGGAAACACAAGGGCCGCGCCACAUUUCGAAAGCGUAGUUUAUCUUCUCUCUUGUUUUGUACACUAUAGAUUGUUACCGUGACUCGCUGUCAACAUCUCAGUUGUGUAGAUCCAACUUUGACUCAUUACCGAUGAUAUUUAGAAGAUGUGGUGUGAGUGGUGUCUUCUUAGCAAGCAACGUUGAAUUGUCAACAAACCGUAGCAUUUCUGUUUCGUUCAGCUGGACAUGAAUCUUUUUUUUUGUUUUUUUUUAUUUGCAGAAAAUCUGUGUACACUCUGAACUAUACAAACAGAAAACUAUGUCGCUCAUCCACAUAAUUAAAACACCUUAUCAGAUAUUUUAGACAUAAAAUGGUUUAUAUCACAGAAGAAUUGGGGUCUCUUUUCAUCUGAUUUUUAGUUCUUGAAUUACUCAAUACACCUACUGCAGUAUCUUUCUCUUAAGUCCUAGAUAUGCUGUAUGCUGUACUUCCGACCUCAGCAAAAUAUUGUGGCUAUUGAGAGGGAAUUUGAACACCUCUCUGAUAGCGAUGGGGGCCACAUGUAGGCACUGCCUUGUUGUACCAUGAUUCAAACUCCAUACCCAUUUAGAAGACUGGAUAAGAGUGACACCCUGGGCAGGUCAGACACCUCUGACUCACUGGAGGCCUUCAUCUUCACCUGUAUGUUUUAAGGUGCUGGGAUUAAACCAGAGAGAGAGCUGUCAGGAAAUCCACACUGAGGUCCCUCUCUCUCUCUCUCUCUCUCUCUCUCUAUAUAUAUAUAUAUAAUUCACUAUUUAUUAUGCCUUUCUUUUGGUAUGAGAAGUAUGAUUUUUGUACGUAUGGUUGUAGGUCUUGUAGAGAGCUUUUAGUUAAACUGUUCUACUGCUGUGAGCUGCAGGGAUGAUAUUGUCAUUGUCUGGGAAUUUCCACAUUUCUGUUUGUGUUUGAUUUACCGGCUUCUUUGCGUCAUCUCUGGAUCAGUUAGUUCAUCAGCUGUUGCUGAAGGACCAUG